AAUCAUGAACCGUGGAACAACAGGGCGCUCAUUGAAGGGUUUGCCGCUGCAAACUUCGCAACCAGACUCAGCUUUUAGCUGUACUGCCCCGCACAAUUUCCUCCUAUCAACCAUCGCCUGCUACCACCGCAAAAACGUCGUUCCUCUUCCAGCCAGUACUGAAUUGGGAAGAGAUAAAAGGCUGCUACUAGAACCGAGAUCAGCAAUUGCGUUAUUUCCACCAUCCACCACGAGAUUUCUCCGGGUUUUUGAACCGCCAUCUGUUCCAAUUCUGAUAAUCCAGGCGGCAAAAGGAUUUGCGGUUCCUCACCAGAACUAUCCGUGGGUCAAUGGCAUCGAGCAACGAACUGGUAUCGUGGUUAUUGAGUUGCACGGCCCUGACAGUUCAUCAAGAGUACCCGAAACGAACCCAAGUAUGCCGGAUCUGCCUAGCAGCAGUCACCGUGCUCGCCGGAUACCGUUGACAUGUUGCUAUCUUGGUCCACGUAUAGUAAGCGGAAAUCUACAGCCUCAUAACAAUGCAUCCCCCACCUACAAGCCAUAUUCCUGAUUCAAGGAUUAUUUUUGUUUUUGGUUCCGUCAACUUCACUUAAACUUGCUUGUGCUGUACCCUCUUAUGCCAUUGAUUUCAUUCUGGUGCAAGUUAGUCGAAAAAUUAUAAUUUCAACUUUUUAUAUUUGAAUAAAUUUACAUGAUAUUUUGCUUACUCGGUUUAUUUUAUUUGUAAUAAAUAUAAGAAAAU
Molecule: messenger RNA, 742 nt
Organism: Armigeres subalbatus
Lineage: Eukaryota; Metazoa; Arthropoda; Insecta; Diptera; Culicidae
Exons: 4
Coding region: 5-550 (181 amino acids)
Source: RefSeq, a predicted model, not a curated record